AUGAUAUUUAUAAUUUGCAUAAUCGUGCAGUCAUUUUGUUCACGGAUAUCAAUAGAGAUCACUACUGUCUUUUCCCAUGCCACAACUGUGGUAGUCUGUGUUGGAUGUAAUACUGUUCUUUGCACACCAACCGGAGGAAAAGCCCGAUUGACGGAAGGAUGCUCCUUCCGUAAGAAGCAACAUUAA
Messenger RNA from Cylicostephanus goldi, 186 nucleotides. NCBI's taxonomy places the organism in Eukaryota, Metazoa, Nematoda, Chromadorea, Rhabditida, Strongylidae. The record is from the annotation of a GenBank genome assembly.